UGCGCUGAUUUAUUUUUUCCUUCUAUGAUUGUUUUAAUGACUUGAAAAUCAAUCUGUUGAGAGUCAAAAAUUAAUACUGCAAGCAUGGAUUUUAUUAUGGGAAUCACCUGAGUUUUACCUGGUGAUAUGUGGUAGAACCUUUUGUAGUUAUUUGCUCCAUCACGUGCAGUGACAUCAUGUGAUAUACAACAUGAAAUUCAAGCGUGUAUUGUACUUGUUAGUCUGUAUCUAACUGAUAGUGAAGCAAUAUCUGUUUUUCAACAGUUAGUUUAAUUUCCGUUCUUUUUUUUUUUCAUGGCAAACUCGGUUUCCGCACCAAACAAAAAUGAGCAUCUAUACAAAAUUUUAGUCAUAGGAGAACUGGGAACUGGUAAGACGAGCAUCAUCAAAAGAUAUGUGCACCAGUUUUUUUCUCAGAACUAUAGAGCUACUAUUGGAGUUGAUUUUGCGCUGAAGGUUUUGAAUUGGGAUGCUAACACCUUAAUCCGAUUGCAAUUGUGGGAUAUUGCUGGGCAGGAAAGAUUUGGUAACAUGACGCGUGUCUAUUACAAAGAAGCAGUUGGAGCUUUCAUAGUGUUUGAUGCCAAUCGUUCUGCUACGUUUGACGCUGUGGUGCGAUGGAAGACGGAUUUAGAUAGCAAAGUUACUCUUCCGGAUGGCAGCAAGAUCCCCUGCGUUUUAUUAGCAAACAAGUGUGAUCUGCCUCCUGAGGGCUUGGUUGCCAACCCUUCUGCCAUGGAUGAAUUUUGUAAAGAGAAAGGAUUUUCUGGUUGGUUCUUGACAUCAGCAAAAGAUAAUGUGAACGUGGAUGAAGCUGCACGAUUCCUGGUCCGAAAAAUUCUUGAAAGUCAAGACUCAAUAGUGGCAGAUGAAACAAGCAAUGACACAACUGUCUUAUAUGAUUACGAGCUGCCAGUUGGUCAACCAGCUCGUAGGAAAAUGUGCUGUUGAUUGAUGAAGAUAAACUUUGUAAAAUUUUUGUUAACCUUUUUAUACCGAGUGCCUCAUUCUUUUUUUUUUCCUUGAAUUUAUUUUUUUAUGUGGGAAAAAAGUAAAUGCAUUUUUUUGUUAGUUGUUUAUAAUUUAAAUCACAUUUUGUUUAUUGUUUUUGUAGUUUUGUAUAGAAAUUUAAAUUUAAUGAUAUAGUUGGAUUCUAUUUUAAUAUAUUUGUAUUGUAUAAAAUGUGUUACUAUUCUGAAUAUAAGUACAAUGUAUUAAGAAACUACAAUUUUUCUUCUAGUUUUUUUAUGAAUAAAAAUAAUGAGCUUUUAAAGAUCUAAAGUGUAAAUUGCCAUUGUAUUAAAUACUUAAUUUUUGCAUAAAAUAAAAUAUUUUUGUAUUGA
This is a messenger RNA of Argiope bruennichi, 1343 nucleotides long. RefSeq names its product ras-related protein Rab-32-like (gene Rab32). The transcript is spliced from 6 exons. Gene Ontology annotation, molecular function: GTP binding; GTPase activity. Gene Ontology annotation, cellular component: Golgi apparatus; lysosome; phagocytic vesicle. Lineage: Eukaryota; Metazoa; Arthropoda; Arachnida; Araneae; Araneidae. Gene Ontology annotation, biological process: phagosome-lysosome fusion; endosome to lysosome transport. Bases 295 to 951 code for a protein of 218 amino acids. The record is from RefSeq and is a predicted model, not a curated record.